Molecule: messenger RNA, 1695 nt
Organism: Zea mays
Lineage: Eukaryota; Viridiplantae; Streptophyta; Magnoliopsida; Poales; Poaceae
Product: protein TRANSPARENT TESTA 1
Exons: 2
Coding region: 286-1470 (394 amino acids)
Biological process (GO): regulation of gene expression; anatomical structure development
Cellular component (GO): nucleus
Molecular function (GO): DNA-binding transcription factor activity
Source: RefSeq, a predicted model, not a curated record
GCCACCGCCAUAUAAGGAGAGCAACACCAACGGCGCACCAACCUCACCACUUCCAUCUCCCUCUCGCCGGCCGGCCGGCCGCACACCCCUCGCCCGUUUCUUCCCGGCCGUGGCAUGCACGCCUUGACAUAGACGCCCCUCUCGUUCCUUCUUCUCCACACUACCAGUCACCAGACCCGGUACAUACCCCAGGCCGCCCGCGGCUAAGACAUAAAGCAGCGCACACUUGCGCCGCCGAUCGAGGCAUAUCGUACAGGGCGACCGAGGGAGCAAACUGACCCGUCUAUGGUGUUGAGGGCUUGCGCAAUGGAGGGCACUUUCGGCGUGCCGUAUUACGAGUGGCUCAAGCCGCGGUCCUCCUCUUCGACGCCGCCGCCAUCGCCGUCGUCCUCGUCUACGUCCUCGACGACAGUCUCAGCACCAUCGAUCGACCAACUAGCCGCCGCCGCUGCCGAUGUCGUCGUCCAUGAUGAGCGCGACGCCAUGAUGUGCUUGCCGCUUCUUGGCAGGCUUGAAGGGAGGGCGACGACUCGUGAUCUUGGCCAUAAUCCGAUCAAAGAAGAGGAGGCCGCCGGUGUUGACCUGAGCAUCGGCCUGCCGGCGCCGGUAACUGGCGCCAGCGGCUACUGUUCUGAAGCGGCGCCUUCGUCGCCCGUGGACGAGGAUGAGGAUCUCGAGGAGGAAGAGGACGAGAAGGCAAGGAAACGUGACAGUGACGAGUGCAAGGUGGAAGGAGCAGGUGGAGAGCGAUAUCGCAGUGAGAUGGUGGUGGUGUCCGGUGAGAGACCGGCCGAUUACAUGCGUGUGGGUGGGGAGGAGGGCAUCGUCGGCAGCCGCGGCCGGCGGUACUGGAUCCCGACUCCGGCGCAGAUACUCGUCGGCCCGGUGCAGUUCAUCUGCCAUGUCUGCAGCAAGACUUUCAACAGAUACAACAACAUGCAGAUGCACAUGUGGGGCCACGGCCGCGAGUACCGCAGGGGCCCGGAGUCGCUCAAGGGCACGCAGGCGGCGACGCUGGCGCUGCUGAAGCUGCCGUGCUACUGCUGCGCGCCCGGGUGCCGCAACAGCGUGGCGCACCCGCGCGCGCGCCCGCUCAAGGACUUCCGCACGCUGCGGACGCACUACAGGCGCAAGCACGGCGGCGACAAGCGCUUCGGGUGCCGCCGCUGCGCCAAGCCCUUCGCCGUCAAGGGAGACUGGCGCACGCACGAGAAGAACUGCGGCAAGCGCUGGUUCUGCGCCUGCGGCUCCGACUUCAAGCACAAGCGCUCCCUCAACGACCACGCCCGCUCCUUCGGCGGUGGCGGCCACUUCUACGUCACGCCGCCGGGCCACCAGCAGGCGGCCGUGCCGCCGCUGCUCAAGCCCAAGGAGCGGAUCGUCAUACGCUUCGAUCAGGCAGCAGCGCCAUGGAAUGGAGCCCACGCGCCCAUAUGCAUGACAGACAGGUUAACAGCACCGCAUGUAUAGGGAAUAGAUAGAGUUCGUCAUGCAGCAUCUCAGUUCAGCUCGAACAUGAUUACGCGUAUGCAUAGUAGACGACGACGGCAAUAAGACUCGAGACUCGAGAUCCAUCCAGGUUGCUUUGGACAUGGAGGCUGUGAAGGAGGUGAAUUUUCUGACCGGCUCCGAGUGAUGUAUUGUAGGAAGGAGUUAGUGCCAUGCCAAUGCCAAAUAGAGUCUAAGAGUUUGUUU